Molecule: messenger RNA, 3904 nt
Organism: Zootoca vivipara (common lizard)
Lineage: Eukaryota; Metazoa; Chordata; Lepidosauria; Squamata; Lacertidae
Source: RefSeq, a predicted model, not a curated record
CUUUACUGAGCUGCCGCUCCUUCUUCAUCUUACUCAUUGGGAUUUUCCUGUUUCGUGUCAUGGCGACCUGGGGAAAUUUCAGCCGGUUUUAUAUUUCCUGGGGGGCGUCUUUCGUUCUAAUUUUGAUCGCCAUUGCUGGAAAUUCCACACAAGCGCCUGGCUGUCAGGAGAAAUGCUGCCGUUCCCAAGGUAUUGUCAAGUUGCCAACUUUUUGUAGGGGCUGCUGCUGUGCUGUGCCUGUUGAACUUCUGCCUGCCUUGCAACUGCUAAAGAGGCAGGAGGAAAUCCCGAGCCGAAGCCCCCAACAUCACCGAAGGCGGCACUCUCCCAGGUGCCAGCAGGAUUUCCCGACGGAAGAGUCGGCGGCGGAUGACCUGUCCUAACCCUCGGGAGAUCAAUCAGGCCUUGGCCUCCAUCACCUUGGGAGAUCUGAACCGAUCCUGCACCCUGGAUGAGCUGAUUGAGAAAUGCCUUCGCUCCUUUGGUAAACCGGAGAGAGGCAAAGACAGGGGCGGUUGAGAGAUUGGGGCUCUUCUCCUGGACCAGGCAUUUGGGGCUGCUGUGACUUUUUCUGGAGUCCCCCGAUGUGAAGGAACCUGGUAGUGUUCCACCUACCAAGAGCGAAAAGGUUUUGAGCUUAAUUCCCAGUGACCACCCAAAAAAAUAUCUGGGCAGCCUCUCUUUUUUUUCUGCCUCUAAGCCGGUUUCCUUGGUUCUUUUAACCAGAAUAUUCCCUCUGUCAGAGUCGAGUAAAUUUCAAAAACGUUGCUGUUAAGCAAGCAAACAAACAAGAGGGUACUGUACUUUAAUGUUGCUUAAUUGACCGUACAGUGGUUACUGCAUAGCUGUCAACCCUCCCUUUUUUUUGCUGGAAAUUCCCUUAUUCCAGCGCCGUUUCCCGCACCUAUCCUGGAUUGUUAGAUAUACCGAAGACUGUCCCCGGGACAGAUUUGGAUGGAAACCUCUGCACCAGCGACUUCAUGGUAAACAUGACACUGACGGCUCACAGCUGGGUGGUAUCGUCCGCAGAGCUGGCCCGCCUCCUCCUCGCUUCAUACCAAGAAGCAUCUCAGAAGAAACAGCAAGAACGCCAGCUGAGGAUCUGCCACUUCAUCCGGUAUAAAUUUCCACCCCGUUCCUCCCCUUCGCCCCCAGAUCCUGCCUGGGUACCCGUCUCCCCGAGUCUCUUGCAGCUCCAGACUGAACCUCUCCCAUCUGGCUUCAGGUACUGGCUCGUCAACUACCCCGAGGCCUUUCACCUGGACCCACACCUGGAGGAGGCUGUCGCGGAGAUCUUGGAGGUGGUGAGGAAAGAGGGCCAGGGGGAACACAGUCACCUGCUGAACACCUCUGGCACGAUGACCCGGACGUGGACUCGAUCCUUCAGCUGCCAAAGCAGCCCUGGCUGUGGCAAGAAGAGGAAAGUGUCCCUGCUUUUUGAUCACCUCGAUGCAGGAGAGUUGGCCAACCACCUCAGUUACCUGGAGUUCAAGGCAUUCUGCCGCCUCUCGUACUUGGAUUUCCAGAAUUACGUGCUACGGGGGUCAGUGCGGGGCAGUCCAGCCCUGGAGCGUGCCAUCGCCUUGUGCAACAGCAUCUCCCAGUGGGUGCAAGUCAUGGUCCUCAACCGACCCACACCCCAGCAGCGGGCGGAAGUAUUCACCAAAUUCAUCCGUGUGACUCUGAAGUUAAGACAGCUGCAGAACUUCAGCACCCUCAUGGCCAUUGUGGGGGGGCUCUGCCACAGCGCUAUUGCCCGCCUCAAAGACACCCACGCGCUCCUGCCUUCUGAGAUCACUAAGACACUGUCCGAGAUGACGAGGUUGCUCUCCUCCUGUGGCAACUACAGAACGUACCGACGGGUUUAUGCCGAUUGCGACGGCUUCAAGAUUCCCAUCGUCGGCGUCCACCUCAAGGACCUGGUGACUUUGCACGAGGCCAUGCCUGACCAUGUGGAUGGCGGGAGGCUCAAUUUAAGCAAGCUGCAGAGUUUGUACGAGCCGGCAAGGGAACUCCGGGUUCUGCAACAAGCCAGCCCUCCGCUCGAAGCCAACAAAGAUCUGGUGCACCUACUCACGCUCUCCCUAGACCUCUACUACACGGAUGAGGAGAUCUACGCUCUCUCGUACGCCCGUGAGCCAAGAGGUCCCAAAUCACUGCCGCCUACACAGUUCAAGCCCCCCGUGGUAGUGGUGUGGGCACCAGGGGUGACUCCCAAGCCUGACCGGACCACCAUCAAGAGGCACGUCCAGCAAAUGAUUGAGACUGUGUUCAAGAAUUACGAUCCUGAGCAACGGGGUUACAUCUCCGAGGAGGAUUUCGAGAUCAUCUCCACGAGUUUCCCCUUCUCCUUCUAUGGGCUGGAAAGAGAGCGAGAAGGCGCCUGGAGCCGGGAAGAGCUGUCCGAGUAUUUAAUGCGGGCCUGUGCCAUCUUCUCCAAACUGGGCCUCGGGUUCCUGCACAACUUCCAAGAGGCCACUUUUAAGAAGCCCACCUUUUGUGACAGCUGCAAUGGCUUUCUCUGGGGAGUCUCCAAGCAAGGAUACAGAUGUCGGGACUGUGGGAUGAUCUGUCACAAGCAGUGCAAGGACCAAGUGGAGGUGGAGUGCCAGCGGCGCUUCCAUUCCUGCAGCUCCGAGAGCACCCUGUCUCGAACUGCCACGCCAGCCGCCACCUAUCACCCUAGCUCUGGCUCGGAGGAAGACGCUUUCCUCUUCCCACCAAGACGAGAGCACAGCAAAAGCCCCAACCUGGCACUGUCGAGCCCAGCGGGCAGGCGGCGAAUGAGACACGCCAGCACCCAGACAGACGCAGACAGUCCACAGGAGCCACGGGGACACAGCAGGAGUCUAAAGCAGCUUCUGGAAGAGCUGAAGGAGGUGGAAAAGGAACGGGACAGGCUGCUGCUGGUCAACCAGAGCCUUCAGAGCUGCAACUCGCAGCUGGAGGCUGAGAACAGCUGGCUGCUGAAGGCGGAUUCAUCAAGCCUGCCCCCCUUCUCUUGCUGGAAGGCCUUGGCCGCCUACAACUCGCACCUGCCUCCCAAGCCCAACUGAGCCAAGGGCACAGGAACAGUGGGCUACAGGCAGGAAAGUGGAACCUCAAGGAAACGAACAGAGAGAAGGGACAUGGCGCUCAACGGUAGAGAAUAUGGAUGCUCUGCAUACAGGCCUCAGGUUUGGUCCAUGGCUGGAAAUGGAUGCUGCUGCCCUGAAGCCACUGCCAUUCCUUGCCAAUAAUACUGAGCUGGAUGGACAAGCAGCCGGACUCAAGCUAAGGGGCUUCCUUUGUUCCUAAUAAAAGGACCAUUUCUUGAACAGAGGCCCCACCAGCUAGCUUACUUCUUUUUUGGUGCUGCUGCAGAUGCACGUUUUGGGCUCUGCUGCUAUUAGCCACAAUGGCCCUGCUCCACCUCCGAUGUCAGAGGCAGCAGACCGCAGGCGGCCAGCUGCUGGGGCAUCAGAAAUGGGGAGAGUGCUGUUGUCCUGCUGAGGGGACUUCCCAUUGGUGCACUUGGUUGGCCUCCGUGAGAGCAGGGUGCUGGAUGAGGAGGGCCACUGGACUGCUUCUGCAGAGCUCUUCUUAGCUGAACAGCCCCGGAUAGCUCAAGAACCUAAGCAGCUCCUUGGCUUGUGUUACAUGCGGUGUCUUGCCAAGUAGCUCUCUGCAACAAGCUAUAUUUAACCAUUGAGCGAGUGCAUAAACAGGGACCCUGCCUUGCUAGCUGGGGCGAAGUGGGUGACCUGGUUGGGCUUCCAAUGUCAAGAGUAGAGACUUGGAGAAAGGAAUCCUCAGAAGGUGGAAGCUGGUUGUUCGGCGGCAGGUAAAGGGGGAUGAGAGGCGAGGCAGAAGCACCUACUGACUGUGACCUCUUCCACUGACCCCCUUUGGCCUUGCUUUCGGG